Rhodamnia argentea is the source of this 811-nucleotide messenger RNA. RefSeq names its product replication protein A 14 kDa subunit B-like. NCBI's taxonomy places the organism in Eukaryota, Viridiplantae, Streptophyta, Magnoliopsida, Myrtales, Myrtaceae. The transcript is spliced from 3 exons. Gene Ontology annotation, biological process: DNA replication; DNA recombination; DNA repair. Gene Ontology annotation, cellular component: nucleus. The coding region runs from base 158 to 478 and encodes 106 amino acids. Gene Ontology annotation, molecular function: DNA binding. The record is from RefSeq and is a predicted model, not a curated record.
CUCUCUCCCUCCUCAUUCUCUCUCUCUCUCUCUCUCUCCCCAAUUUGAUUUCACCGCCAUUUAAGGAGUCCCGCUCUUCCGUCCCUUUUGGAGUCGCUUCAACUCUUCCCCCGCCGCCGCCGCCGCCGCCGGUCGUUCUUCAGUUGCAGAGCUAGUCAUGGACACGUCAAAUCCGACAGUUUUCGUGAAUGCCGAGUUGCUUGGAAGGUAUGUUGGACGGAAGGUUCGGGCAGUAAUUCAGGUUAUUCGAAAUGAUGGCGCGGCGGUAAUUGGAAAAUCUACUGACGAGAAGCAGAUCACUGUAAAGGGCUUGCCGCCUUCUCAACUCACAACUUUUGUCGAGGUUAUUGGGAUUGCUGAUGGUCAAAAUUCCAUUGCUGCUGAUAAGUGGACCAACUUUGGUGAUAAUUUCGACAUCUUUACUUACAACAAACUUUGUCAACUCGCGAACGGCGAAUACCAACACCUAUUUCUUUGAGGAGAUAUGAGAUCCCUGCAGGUGAAGCUCAAAGGUUUCUGCUGUAUCACGCAUGCUAGGAGCGAUAAAAGCAUGAAUGAUGAGUCUGCUUUAUUCGUGCGACCUCUUUAUUGUAGAAAGCUUUAGGUACUGUUAAGUCAUGUGGUAUGAUGCUCUUGACGUCAGGGUUUAAUUUCUAUUAGAGAUACCUAUGUUUUGAAUUCAUCAGAAGUGAAAUUGACAUGUUCUUGAGCCUAUCUUUGAUCCUCAGAGGUGAGAGAACUUUUGUUAGGUUGUUGAAGAAGGUUAAGGUAGGUAAGAAGAACCAUUCCCUUGGAUUUGCAAUUUUUGCCC